Molecule: messenger RNA, 721 nt
Organism: Sinocyclocheilus grahami
Lineage: Eukaryota; Metazoa; Chordata; Actinopteri; Cypriniformes; Cyprinidae
Product: protein-lysine methyltransferase METTL21C-like
Source: RefSeq, a predicted model, not a curated record
GCUGUGGCUCUCUGUCGGUAUUUGGAGAAGAACCGGGAACAGGUUGAUCUGCUGGAUAAAGCAGUGCUGGAACUUGCAGCGGGAACAGGACUGGUGUCCAUAGUGGCAAGUUUACUGGGUGCCUGGGUCACGGCCACAGAUCUGCCUAAUGUCCAGUCAAAUCUGAACUUUAACCUCUCGCGCAACACACCUCAGGAGGCGGCUCUGGUCUGGGGUCAGGAUGGGAAACGUGACUUCCUGAACGCCGUCUACAAUUAUGUAUGUGCAGAUGUGAUAUAUCAUCACAACUUUCUAGACGAUCUACUGAUCACCAUGCAGUACUUCUGCAAGCCAGGAACCACCCUACUGUGGGCAAAUAAGGUGCGAUUUCAAUCUGACCUGCGUUUCAUUGAAAACUUCAAAAAUGUUUUUAAUGUCACAUUGCUGGAAGAGAUCCCACAAGAGGAGAUAAGGAUCUACCACUGCAAUGAAUUCAGCUCAAAUGAGGGAGAACCAACAUGAUGUGUAGCAAGAAUUGUUGAAUGACAUAGGAGAUUCAAUAAAUGUCCAAUAAAUAAAUCUAGCAGCCUCAACAUUGAAGGGAAGGUGCUCCACCUGUUGGCCAUCUGCAAAGUUACAAGGACUGAUUGCGAGUGCUACUAUUAUAAUGCAAAAAUCAGGAUCUCAAAAAAUAGGAUGACAUUUUUAUUUUAUUUUUGGUUAUUAAAAACUUUGGAAGCUC